Acytostelium subglobosum LB1 is the source of this 729-nucleotide messenger RNA. RefSeq lists its product as hypothetical. The record is from RefSeq and is a predicted model, not a curated record. NCBI's taxonomy places the organism in Eukaryota, Evosea, Eumycetozoa, Acytosteliales, Acytosteliaceae. Bases 1 to 729 code for a protein of 242 amino acids. The transcript has a single exon. Gene Ontology annotation, molecular function: hydrolase activity.
AUGGCAUUGAUCCAGGUGACUCCAACACAAGAUGAGACAGACCGUCUAAUGACAAUGGCCGCCAAGAGCAAUGGAAAAAUAUCCGGAUUAGUUGGAUGGUGUGACAUCACUGAUGGCGGUGCCGAAGCCGUCGCCAACCUCCAAGAGCGUUACAAAAAGUCAAUCAUCAAUGAUGUGCCACUACUGGUGGGCCUCUGUCCAAUGCUGGAAGGCAUCCAACAAGACUGGCUCACAUCACUCAUUCUCAGACCUGUCAUCAAGUACAUGAUUGAGAAGAAGAUAGUCUUUGAAGCUAGAGUCCGCCAUGACAAUGUUCACCUGUUGGCCAAGUUUGCCAAACAAUAUCCAAAAUUGACAGUGGUCCUCGAUCACAUUUCAAAGCCUCGUGACCAUGCCCAGCUGGAUGCCUGGCGCAAGGAUCUCAAGAUCCUGAGCAAGCAGUCCAAGAAUGUAUACUGCAAGAUGUCUGGAAUGUACUGUGAAGUCACCAAGGACUUUGGACGCAACUUGGAUAUGGCCGAGGUGAUGCCAAGAGUAGCCCCAAUGCUCAAUCACAUGAUCAAAUGUUUUGGAUCAAAGCGUCUGAUGUGGUCCUCUGACUGUCCAGCGGCAAUCCGCACGCACCAAGAAUGGAACAACUUUACAUCACAAUGUUUCGAAGGCCUGACCACCAACCAACUAAUCGACAUCUUCUUUGGCAAUGCAUCAAAGAUAUACACACCAAAGUGA